Molecule: messenger RNA, 1799 nt
Organism: Anthonomus grandis grandis
Lineage: Eukaryota; Metazoa; Arthropoda; Insecta; Coleoptera; Curculionidae
Exons: 3
Coding region: 21-1586 (521 amino acids)
Source: RefSeq, a predicted model, not a curated record
CUCUAGUAGAUUUAAAAAGCAUGUACGAAAUAUACGCGCUGAUAGCGGCAAUAUUACUUCCUACAGGAAUUGGUGUACUCUUAUAUUUUUUAUACCAACUUAAAACAAUUAUAAAACACUUGGAUUUGUGGCCAAUAGUGUUUGAAAAUGUAACUUUGGUUAUAUUGGGUAUAUUUUACAUUUACAGUGCCGUUAUUCUGUCGCAAAAAGGUGAAAUCACAAAAGUUGAGGAAAAUAUUUGGGAUGAUUUCGCUAUUGUUAAUGAUACCAUGUUUAAUAGCAAUGAAGAGGAUUAUCUUUCGGAUGAUCGCAACAACGAAGUCGAGGAUAGUAGAAAAAAUACGAAGCCCAGCGCAAGCCUAUUCUUAGAAAAAUAUCAAGCAUUGGUUCAGGAAGCAAUCAGUCAAAAAUUUCCGAACAAAUUAAGGAAAGAAAGAAAUCUAUUAUCAAAUAUUCUCGACUAUGCGCGAAAUUUUAAAGAAGGCGAAAAUAUUGAUAUCGUUGAGAAUCAGAAUUGUUUCCUAAACUCUUUUUUGUUUGAAGCAUUGUUAGUAUAUUCCUUUAUAACAAGUGUAUUAUCGUUACUGAACAAGUGCCACAUUUGUCAAAGAUGUCCAGAAGAUAAUUCACAUUUGACUCCUAAAGGUUUGGAGAUUAAAUCAACCACAUCCAAAAGCCCUUCGGACUCGUUUGGAGAAAAGAUUGCCGAUGACAGUCUAGAAUCUAUUGAAAACGGAGUAAAAAUACGCCCCUUAUUUGACAGCGAUAGCAUUAAGAGUCACGCCCCUGGCUUUGAGGUAUUCGCGGUGAAAACAGGUACCGCAGGUGAUGCAGAGAAGAAAAAAGAAUGUAAGAAACAGAACAGUUUUCUGAAUAGAGAAGCAAUGCGCGUGGCGGCUAAAUGUAGUUUUAUGUUUAUAUUACCGAUUAUGCUUAUUUUAUUGAUGUUCUUCUUAAUGAGAAACAACAUUACUCAUAAUCACUUUAUAGAAAAUGUGAGCAUGGAUCCUUUACAAGAUUUCAAUUUAAUACCUCAUAACGUUGAAGCUAAUUUUAAUGAAGAAAAUAGUACAACCUAUUCAGAAAUAAAUAAUAUAGUAGGAAAAGUUUAUAUGGUAUUAAACAAAAUCCAAGAAAGCCAUAAAGCAUAUCCAAAGAAAAAGUCAAUUGUAUCAGGAUUAGAUAUGGCGAUCCAUCAAAAUCAAACUGAACAAUGUGUUUUAGACAAUCCUUAUAUAAAAACAUUCGAUUUCGUGGUGCUAGUUGUAGUUUUUUUUUUGGUUAUACUUUAUACAAAAAUAAAAGAGCCUACAUUAUUAAAAGACGUGUCUACUCAGGGUUUAAAUAAAUCUCUUCUGAGUUUUCUAGUUAUGUGGGCUCCUAGCAUUGUAGAUACGGUUUUAUCUAAGUUUAUUACUUUGAAAGAACCAAAUAUGAUGUCCGCUAUUAUGCUAUUACUGGGAAAUCUUGAGAAAAUAUAUAGUACUAAGAAAGAAGUUGAUAUAUUUAAAAUGUACAGUAGAAGGUAUGCAUUUGUGGUGCCAGCAGAAGAGAAAUGCAAACAAAAAGAAAAAGAAAAUGAGUAGGACUACCAUUGAUUGCAGUUUUUAAUGCUGGUAGCAUGCCAUGCAGACUGCUACAAUCUAAUCUACUACUUAAUUCAGUUGCCAAUCAAUGGUGCAUUUUUCUUAAACGCGUGCACAUGCUUCAUCAUUUUUUUAUUUAAAUGCCAAUAAGUUCUUGAUAUCUUUUUUGCGAUAGAUUUACAUUUGUACAGUCAUCACUCACUUACCUCGCAA